GCGCCCUGGAAUUAGCCCCGCCGCGGAAUAAGCCCGAGCAGACGCCGGCGCAGCCGCGGGCUAGUCCGGGUUUCGUGUCCUGUGCGCCCGCACCAUGGCCGCCCUCGGGCUGCGCGAUAUCCCCUUGCUCCCUGGCUCCCCACGCCGGCUGAGCUCCCGGGCAGUGGCCAGAGGAGGCCAGGGCCCCAAACAUGGACAGCAGUACCUCAAGGUGCCGGGUCCUCAAGCCCCCAGCCAGCAGGGCAGUUCUGACGGAGAAUCUGGCCCGCCGUCACGGGGAGGAAGCUCCCGCAGCGGCUCGGUCAUCAACAACUACCUGGAUGCUAACGAGCCAGUGUCCUCGGAGGCCUGUCUGAGCCGCAUGCACUUCCACGACAACCAGAGGAAGGUCGACUACGUGCUCACCUACCAUUACCGGAAACGUGGGGUGCAACCUGGCCUGGGCUCCCCUGGCCAGUCGCUGGCGAUUGUCUCUAAUGGGGAGACAGGCAAGGAACCUCAUGCUGGGGGCCACGGUGAUAUUGAGCUGGGGCCACUCGAUGCCCUGGAGGAGGAGAAGAAGGAGCAACGAGAGGAAUUUGAGCACAACCUGAUGGAGGCUGGGCUGGAGCUCGAGAAGGACUUGGAGAGUAAAAGCCAGGGAUCCAUCUUUGUCCGGAUACACGCCCCGUGGCAGGUGCUGGCCAGAGAGGCGGAGUUCUUGAAGAUCAAAGUCCCCACCAAGAAAAUGUACGAGAUCAAAUCAGAAGGCAGCAUUGCAAAGAAGUUCAACCAACUUCUGCAGACACUGAGCUCGCCCCUGAAACCCAGAGUUCCAGAGCACAGUAACAACAAGAUGAAAAACCUCUCCUACCCGUUCUCCAGGGAGAAAAUGUACCUGUACAACAUCCAGGACAAGGAUACCUUCUUUGAUAAUGCUACCCGUAGCCGCAUUGUGCACGAGAUCCUGAAGCGCACAGCUUGUUCUCGAGCCAACAACACCAUGGGCAUUAACUCUCUGAUAGCAAACAAUAUCUACGAGGCUGCCUACCCUCUUCAUGACGGUGAAUACGACAGCCCAGGGGAUGACACGAAUGACAGAAAGCUGCUGUAUCGAGAAUGGGCACGCUAUGGAGUGUUUUAUAAGUUUCAACCUAUCGACCUCAUCAGAAAGUAUUUUGGAGAAAAAAUUGGACUAUAUUUUGCCUGGCUGGGAUUAUAUACAUCAUUCCUCAUUCCAUCUUCUGUAAUUGGAGUGAUCGUGUUUCUUUACGGAUGUGCAACAAUUGAAGAAGAUAUUCCCAGCAAAGAGAUGUGUGACCAGCAGAAUGCCUUCACCAUGUGUCCCCUGUGCGACAAGUCCUGUGAUUACUGGAACCUCAGCUCAGCCUGUGGUACGGCAAAGGCAAGCCACCUGUUUGACAACCCUGCCACCGUCUUCUUCUCCAUCUUCAUGGCUCUAUGGGCUACCAUGUUUCUUGAAAACUGGAAGAGAUUACAGAUGCGGCUGGGCUACUUCUGGGACCUGACUGGUAUAGAAGAGGAAGAAGAACACUCCCGGCCUGAGUAUGAAACCAAAGUUCGAGAGAAAAUGUUGAAGGCAAGUGGCAAGUCGGUUGUCCAGAAAUUGGGUACCAAUAUGACAGAGAAUGAAGAAGAGGAUGAUGAAGAUAAGCUGACCUGGAAAGAUCGUUUCCCGGGUUACUUGGUGAACUUCGCCUCCAUCUUGUUCAUGAUUGCCCUGACGUUCUCCAUUGUCUUUGGGGUCAUCGUGUACCGCAUCACGACCGCUGCGGCCCUGUCUCUCAACAAGUCCACGCGCUCCAAUGUCCGGGUGACAGUGACAGCGACAGCAGUCAUCAUCAACCUCGUGGUCAUCCUCGUCCUGGACGAGAUCUACGGCGCGGUGGCCGAGUGGCUCACCAAAAUCGAGGUUCCCAAAACAGAACAGACUUUUGAAGAACGCCUGAUACUCAAAGCUUUCUUGCUAAAGUUUGUCAAUGCCUACUCACCCAUCUUCUAUGUGGCCUUUUUCAAGGGGAGGUUCGUGGGCAGACCUGGAAGCUAUGUUUACGUGUUCGACGGUUACCGCAUGGAAGAGUGUGCUCCAGGGGGCUGCCUCAUGGAGCUCUGCAUUCAGCUCAGCAUCAUCAUGUUGGGGAAGCAGCUGAUCCAGAACAACAUCUUUGAGAUUGGAGUCCCGAAGCUAAAGAAACUAUUUCGAAAGCUGAAAGAUGAGACAGAACCUGGAGAAACUGACUCUACCCACUCAAGGCAUCCAGAGCAGUGGGACCUAGACUACAGCUUGGAGCCAUACACUGGACUGACUCCAGAGUACAUGGAGAUGAUCAUCCAGUUUGGCUUUGUCACCCUCUUUGUGGCCUCCUUUCCUCUGGCACCUGUGUUUGCCCUCCUCAACAAUGUCAUUGAAGUACGGCUUGAUGCAAAGAAGUUUGUGACUGAGCUGAGACGGCCAGAUGCCGUGAGAACCAAAGAUAUUGGGAUUUGGUUUGACAUUCUCUCUGGGAUCGGCAAGUUCUCCGUCAUCAGCAAUGCUUUCGUCAUUGCCAUCACCUCCGACUUUAUCCCCCGCCUUGUGUACCAGUAUGGCUAUAGUCACAAUGGGACCUUGCACGGCUUUGUCAACCACACCCUCUCCUUUUUCAACGUCAGCCAGCUGAAGGAAGGAACGCAGCCAGAAAACUCACAGUUUGACCAAGAGGUUCAAUUCUGCAGGUUUAAGGAUUACCGAGAGCCGCCGUGGGCCCCGAACCCAUAUGAGUUUUCCAAACAGUACUGGGCCAUUCUGUCUGCCCGUCUGGCUUUCGUCAUCAUCUUCCAGAACCUCGUGAUGUUCCUGAGUGUCCUUGUGGACUGGAUGAUUCCCGACAUCCCCACGGACAUCAGCGACCAGAUCAAGAAAGAGAAGGGCUUGUUGGUGGACUUCUUCCUGAAAGAGGAGCAUGAGAAACUCAAGCUGACGGACGAGCCGGCCCAGAGGAGCCUGGGAGGGGGGCGGCGCAGCACGAGCCGGGCGCCCAGCUCAGCACCCUCGGGCCGGAGCCAGCCGGGCAGCAUCGCGUCCUCUGGUUCUCAGCACACAAACGUGUGAGUGAGCCAGCCCCGCUUGGGGGCCGCCGCAGCAGCCAGGGACCUCACAGAGAGCGGCUGUGCACCUGCUCGGGCCUCCUGGUCCACGUCUGCCGGGGUCCAGCCUGCCGGGGUCUUGGCAAGGUGUGCGUGUGCAGAGAGAGAGAGAGGCUAGAGCGAGCGAGAGAAUGAGCACAGGCAGGAAGAGAAAUGGGGCUGCUUCUCAGAAACUUCAAGCUUAAGUUUCUUUUAGGUCCUCUUUGUAUCCUUCUGGGGGCUUGGGACCCUAUUUUGAGUCACUUGGUGAAAGAACUGGGCAUCUCUACCCCCGGGCUCCCAGGCACCAUGAGCCUUCCCUGCAUUCCCUCGGGUGUCCUCUCUCAGGUGGCCACAGGCUGGGAGAGAAGUGAGCCCCCAUCCUGAGGGAUCCUUCACCCCUUCCCACCAUCUCCCUGAGCAGACCCCUCUGAGUCUUUGCAGCCGGGGCUGUCACAGCCCCACUGGGUGCAAAUUAAGUCACAGGGCUGAUUGCUGUGGCCACUGGACUUGAUGGUGAGUGGCAGAGGUCCAAACCCGGGCUUGUCUCCAGUUCAUGUUACAGGGAUGCUUUGAGCUUGUGCAACUAACCAUCACUUAACGCAGGUUCAGAUCUAAAGUAAUAAAAUAAAUGGAAACUUUCUUUAUAAA
This is a messenger RNA of Mirounga angustirostris (Northern elephant seal), 3756 nucleotides long. It is a transcript of the gene ANO2, whose product is annotated as anoctamin 2. Gene Ontology annotation, biological process: chloride transmembrane transport. Lineage: Eukaryota; Metazoa; Chordata; Mammalia; Carnivora; Phocidae. The record is from RefSeq and is a predicted model, not a curated record. Bases 95 to 3091 code for a protein of 998 amino acids. Gene Ontology annotation, cellular component: plasma membrane. The transcript is spliced from 25 exons. Gene Ontology annotation, molecular function: intracellularly calcium-gated chloride channel activity; protein dimerization activity.